GAGCAAGGGUCAGUGGCGGCCGUUGGUGCUGCGGAUAUGUGAUAGCGCACGGAGGGAUUACGCACUGGCAAGCAAAGGAAUAUUAAAUUGCCCCCUAUCGGUUGCUGUCACAGAACAAGAAUGGCAAUGGCAAGAAGGUUCACAUCAAGUCUAUUAAGUCAGCUAUGUUCUACUUCAUGUGCAAACAGGGUGAUGCACAGUGAUGCAGCAUCAGGGAUGCGGCUGCCAUCAUCAAACGUGUGGAUGAGAAGAUCUGGAUCGGAUCUUCGCUCAUGUGUUGCCUCACUGAAGACAAGUGCAUCAUAUUCAGGCAUCAUAAUAGACCAGGAAGUCCAACCAGAUGACAACUCAAAAUUAGCAGCAGAAAAUGAAAUUGUUUCAGGUGUUGUGUCGCGUGUGAACGAGAGCAUCAGCGAGGGAACGGCCGGUCGCCUGUUCGCCGUGGUGCACGUUGCCGGGAAGCAGUUCAAGGUGACGGACGGUGACCUGGUGGUGGUGCAGGGUCACUGGCCGCCCGUCACCGGCCAGCAGCUGCGGCUGCAGAAGGUGCUGAUGGUGGGCAGUGCCGACUUCACUCUGCUGGGCCGCCCUGUCCUCGAGCCGGGCAUGGCCAGCGUGGAGGCCACCGUCGUCGAAAAGUCGCUCUCCCACACCAAGACCAUAUUCCGCAAGGAGAAGCGACAAAACUACAAACGCAUCAAUUUCUGCCGCGUGCCGCUGACGACGCUCCGGAUCAACAGUGUCCGGCUGGAGAAGCCGAUAGACUGCCAGACGUAGCUUCACCGGGUCGCGGAGUGGUGUAUGGAAUGUGGUGUAAUUCAAUAGACUGGCGUUGUAAGGGUGUGCCA
Pollicipes pollicipes is the source of this 848-nucleotide messenger RNA. It is a transcript of the gene mRpL21, whose product is annotated as mitochondrial ribosomal protein L21. Lineage: Eukaryota; Metazoa; Arthropoda; Thecostraca; Pollicipedomorpha; Pollicipedidae. Gene Ontology annotation, molecular function: structural constituent of ribosome; RNA binding. The transcript is spliced from 6 exons. Gene Ontology annotation, cellular component: ribosome; mitochondrial large ribosomal subunit. The record is from RefSeq and is a predicted model, not a curated record. Gene Ontology annotation, biological process: translation. Bases 121 to 777 code for a protein of 218 amino acids.